GUCCCCGGCGGCGUCCGAUGAUCUUAUCGGUUUUCGGACGUACGCAGUUCCGCCUGUGCUUUACCCGGUGCAACGAUAUCUCGUCGGAAUCACUGUCGGACGCGUUCGCCGAGCUGUACGCAACAAAGGUGCACGACCAAACGCGACAGUGCCGAAAACCGCGGUUGCCGUUCGUGUUCCCGCCGACGGCCAAGCAAAUUGCACAUCGUGUUUCGUCCGCAAUCGGGGCAACAGUUGAACCGCUCGAUCGCGUCACGCUCGUCAUCUCCUGUCCCCGCGGACCACUACCACCGAAUACGUUGUUGUUCGUCCUGCAAGGUACCCACCGCGUGCACCUUCCCAGUGAAGACGUGAGACCAUUAAUGGCGGACGCCGAGUGCACCGGUUUUCCGGACAAGGAAAAAAUUUCGAAAAGACUUAAAGUUUACUUAAAUGAAUGGAGAGAAAUUAUAGUAAUGCUAAAUGCAAUAAUGGAAUGGAAAAAAAAUUGGUUUCCUGCAAUUACAGUCACAUGUGUAACGAGUUUAUUUUUUUACGUUUGGCUGGUCAACUGUUCAACUCUAAACAUAUUUUGGACGAUCUGUCUGUGCACGACACUGUUGGAUUACAUUGUGUGUGGUCCAUUUCAAAAGAUGUUGCCACCGAACAGCUGGGACCAAGAGAAAGAGGAUACAUAUACGAUCAUUGUCGAGUCUAUAGCGGAAUACUGUGUAACGUUGAGGUUAUACAUGGAGCGGUUUUUCAAGCUCAGACAAACCAACACUAGACUGUUCCAUGCUGUUCUCUCAGUAUCAUUUUUCAGUCUUUUAUAUAUUGGAAUUACAUUCAACAAUUUAAUCAUGUCCUACAUUACAGUUUUGGUCAUUUUGUUAUUUCCGGGAUUCAAAAUAAGAUCAGAAUAUAUCGAGGAUAGUAUACAACAUUACAUUAAUCUUAUGGUAUCAUACUUGUGGUCUUCUGACAGAAAAAUAUCGCCAUUGUAAAGAUUUCAUCAUCAGCUUUGGUUUUCAAGUACACAACCAAUACAGUAUUUUUUCAGUUUCACUAUAAUGAAGUUAUUUAUUUAAUAUUAUUUGUGCAAAUCCAAUACAAAUUUUCACAUUAUAUUCAUCAUCUGUAUUCAACCCAAGCAUGUAAACAUAAUAUGAUAAUUACCACUUAUAUAUUUACAUCAUAA
Sipha flava (yellow sugarcane aphid) is the source of this 1177-nucleotide messenger RNA. Its product is annotated as ADP-ribosylation factor-like protein 6-interacting protein 1. NCBI's taxonomy places the organism in Eukaryota, Metazoa, Arthropoda, Insecta, Hemiptera, Aphididae. The coding region runs from base 18 to 983 and encodes 321 amino acids. The transcript has 5 exons. The record is from RefSeq and is a predicted model, not a curated record.